UCCUCUCUCUUUCUCUCUUUAUCGACGCCUGUCCCACUCCCGUGCGCUCAUCACCGGAGCCAAGCGGAAGAAACUCUGAUAUCCCACAAUCAGGAAAUACCAUUCAAACUUACCACAGCUGGCGCUUAGUGCAGCACUUUCUCCGUUAAACGCAUUUUGACCAAGUAGAAAACUUUUUUCUUGCGAGAAGAGAUGUGGGUGGUAAACAGUCUGGCCGAACCGUAACCCACUAACGGAGCCUUAAAAACCAGCGGACAGAAAAGCCUACUGGAGCGACAAACAUCAUCACGGUCCGCUAUUUCUGUUGACCGACUGAAUAUGUUGCAGUGGUUGAGUGAAGUGUUCUGGCAGGAGCGUCUGUGGUUCCCAGAGGGUUUGGGAUGGGCUGACCUGGAAGACCGUGACGGGCGGGUCUAUGCGAAGGCACGGGAUUUGUGGGUGGCAGUGCCAAUCGCCAUCCUAUUUCUGGCUAUUCGACAGGUCUUUGAGAGAUAUGUUGCCACACCAUUAGCCUCUCUGCUUGGUGUUAAGGAAACGGUCAGAAGGCGAGUUACACACAACCUAACACUGGAGUCCUACUAUUGCAACGCAACUAAAACCCCCUCACAGAGUUCAGUAGAGAAACUGUGCAAGCAGACGGGGUGGACAGAGCGACAGGUCCAGCGCUGGUUCAGGCGGCGCAGGAAUCAAGACAGACCCAACCUUCUCAAGAAGUUUUGUGAGGCCAGCUGGAGAUUCGCCUUUUAUCUUCUCGCCUUCAUUGGUGGUCUUGUUGCACUAAUAGAUAAACCCUGGUUGUAUGAUCUGGAGGAGAUGUGGAAAGGGUUCCCCACUCUGACCCUCUUGCCGUCUCAGUACUGGUACUACAUGCUGGAACUGAGUUUCUACACCUCACUUCUUUUCAGUGUGGCAUCUGAUGUCAAACGUAAAGACUUCAAAGAGCAGAUCAUUCAUCAUGUGGCCACCAUCAUGCUGAUCAGUUUCUCCUGGUGUGUUAAUUACAUCAGAGCGGGAACGCUCAUCAUGUUCAUGCACGAUUCAGCUGACUAUCUACUAGAGUCAGCUAAGAUGUUUAACUACGCGAGAUGGAAGAACGCAUGCAACUACAUCUUCAUCCUGUUUGCUGUGAUCUUCAUCGUCACACGCCUCAUCAUCUUCCCUUUCCGGAUCAUGUACUGUACGUGGGUGUAUCCCGUGACCGUGUACCCUCCUUUCUUUGGAUAUUACUUCUUUAACGGGCUGCUGAUGGUUCUUCUGUGUCUGCACAUCUUCUGGGCCGCGCUGAUCAUACGCUUGGCCUUCCGCUUCUUGAGGAGUAACUCGUCAGUAGAAGAUGAGAGGUCUGAUAGAGACGAGACGGAUGAGUCAGAGGAGGAAGAGGAGAUGAAAAAUGGAGAGAUAAAGAAAAAUGGACCAGUUCAGAAUGGUCACGCUGCAUAUAACAACAACCGCUCAAAAACAGAGUGACGUCCUGAGAGGACAGGAUGGAGAAAUGCUCAAAAACACAAAGACUCUCCUGAAGCAGAACAGAGAGGAGUGAAGAACAGAGGAACAGUCCCAGUUUUACAAACAGAUAAUCGCUUUGUACACUACAGAGUACAGAGAAACACACACAUACAGUAACAGUCAUCACAUGAACACAGGCACAUCGGUCACAAGUGCCAAACAGAGGAAUGCUGCCUCUACUGACAUAUGCUUACAGGAGCAGGUCACUUAAAAAUCAAUAUCAUUUACUGAUGUUGUUCCAAACCUCUAUGACUUUCUUGGAGUUAUUUAUGGCAGAACGUCCAAACUGCUCUUGCCUAUAAAGCCAAUGGUGAAGCUGUUGUACGACUUGAAAUAAAGUGCUCAUGUCGUGCGGACUUCUUUUAUGGUGCAUUUUUGUGCAUUCUGUAGCUAAUUUUAUUGUAUGGAAGAGAGCAGCUCAGACAUUACGCUAAACUUUUCUUUUGAUGUCCUAAAUAAAAAAGCCAUAUGGGUUGUGGACAACAUGAUGACAGAACACUUAUUUUAGGUGACCUGCCCCUUUAAAUAGUGCCUUCCUUUGCCAUCGUUUGC
This is a messenger RNA of Ctenopharyngodon idella (grass carp), 2058 nucleotides long. It is a transcript of the gene cers2b, whose product is annotated as ceramide synthase 2b. The transcript is spliced from 11 exons. The record is from RefSeq and is a predicted model, not a curated record. Gene Ontology annotation, biological process: ceramide biosynthetic process. The coding region runs from base 319 to 1467 and encodes 382 amino acids. Gene Ontology annotation, molecular function: sphingosine N-acyltransferase activity; DNA binding. NCBI's taxonomy places the organism in Eukaryota, Metazoa, Chordata, Actinopteri, Cypriniformes, Xenocyprididae. Gene Ontology annotation, cellular component: membrane.